Messenger RNA from Paramecium octaurelia, 597 nucleotides. NCBI's taxonomy places the organism in Eukaryota, Ciliophora, Oligohymenophorea, Peniculida, Parameciidae. The record is from the annotation of a GenBank genome assembly.
AUGUUAUUAACUAGCGAAAAUAUUGAAUUCUACACUUAAAGAAGAAAAUAGUAUACUUAAGAUUUCCUUAAGUUGACGAAUCAAUUUAAACCUAAACUAGAGCAAUUACAAAGGCGUUUAAUAGCAUAAAAGCAGAUUGUCGAUGGUCCAAUUAAAAUUUUGAAUACAACAUAAAAAGGGAAAAAGUUCAGUAGAGUUUUAUUGUCUCUUUCUAAGUCCAAAGAAGUUUAAAAUAAAAUUGAUUAAGAAAUGAACAGGUGCUCUUAUUAAUAUGAACUUGACGAGGCCUUAAAUUGUAAGUAUUAAUAACUUUAUUAUAAAGAUUCAAUUAUUCUUAAACAUGUAAAAAGAUUUAAUAGUCUAUGAUUCCUUUGAUUGAAAAUAUUAAACUUCAAAUCAAAGAAAAGAACCAGGAAUUAUCAAUCAAUGAUCAGAAUUCAAAUUAAUAUAUGCAGGUAUUAAUCAAUUUUACAUAAGAGAGAAGAAUUGGAAAAAAUAAAAAUGAAAUCAAAUCGUUACUCAAAAAUUAUUGAAAAGNUUUUUGUAAAGGAAUAAGAAUUAUUAGCCCACUCUCUUUAAUUAUGCGAACCAAUAUGA